Molecule: messenger RNA, 4954 nt
Organism: Thunnus maccoyii (southern bluefin tuna)
Lineage: Eukaryota; Metazoa; Chordata; Actinopteri; Scombriformes; Scombridae
Product: retrovirus-related Pol polyprotein from transposon 412
Exons: 2
Coding region: 185-3946 (1253 amino acids)
Biological process (GO): DNA integration
Molecular function (GO): nucleic acid binding
Source: RefSeq, a predicted model, not a curated record
AAUAGCACAUAUCUGUACUUACCAGACCAUAUUGUUAAAGGAGCACAGUGUGGCCAAGGCACCUGAGCCACUCCGAGGGUCACCAGAGACAAAGCUCUCCCAAAAGCCUGCUCUAAGCUUUAACUUUGGCGAGUCCCCAGUCCCACCUGAGUGGAAAGAACGCAUCACUCGGCAACUCAACAACAUGCCUGAUGUGUUUGCGCAACACGACUCGGACUUUGGCCGAACAGAUAAGGUAACGCAUCACAUAAAGCUCUCAGAUGAAACUCCCUUCAAACUGCGCCCUCGACCAAUCCACCCGCAAGACCUUGAGGCAGUUCGGAAACACAUCCAAGAGCUUCUUGAUGCAGGAGUCAUCAGAGAGUCGGAGUCACCAUUCUCGUCACCAAUUGUGGUGGUCAGGAAAAAAAAUGGCCAGGUCCGCUUGUGCAUAGAUUACAGGCGUCUCAAUCUCCAGACCAUCAAGGAUGCAUAUUCUCUCCCCAAACUCGAGGACACGUUCUGUGCUCUCAAUGGCUCCCAGUGGUUCUCUGUCCUCGAUUUAAAAUCAGGGUUCUAUCAGAUAGAGGUUGAGGAGGCAGACAAACCAAAAACUGCUUUUGUGUGCCCUCUCGGGUUUUGGGAGUUCAAUCGCAUGCCUCAGGGAGUGACGAAUGCUCCGAGCACAUUUCAAAGAUUAAUGGAAAAGUGCAUGGGAGACAUGCAUUUAAAGGAUGUGUUGGUCUUCCUCGACGACUUGAUUGUGUUCUCCAGAACCCUAGAGGAACAUGAGGAGAAGUUGAUAAAGGUGCUCUCUCGUCUCAAAGAGUUUGGUCUGAAACUGUCCCCGGAAAAGUGUGUCUUCUUUCAGACGUCAGUCCGUUACCUUGGCCAUGUGGUGUCCAGGAAUGGAGUACAAACCGAUCCAGAGAAGAUCUCUGCCCUUAAGACUUGGCCAAUUCCCCAGAACUUGCAAGAAUUAAGAUCCUUCCUUGGGUUUGCUGGGUACUAUAGGAGGUUUGUUAAAGGUUAUUCCAGUAUCGUGAAGCCCCUUCAUGAUCUAACUUCGGGUUACCCACCUUCUCAAAAGAAGGCGAAGAUGAAACAGAAAUCAGAACAGUACCACAAUCCAAAGGAGCUCUUUGGGGAACGAUGGUCCCCUGCUUGCCAGCAAGCAUUCGAGACUGUCAUCAGCAAACUUACCACCGCACCUGUGCUGGGUUUUGCGGAUCCCCAGAAGCCCUAUGUGCUCCACACUGACGCCAGUACCACCGGGCUUGGUGCUGUCCUGUAUCAGGAGCAAGAGGGUCAGCUCCGAGUUAUUGGCUACGCGAGCAGAGGGCUGUCCUGUAGUGAAAGUCGCUACCCAGCGCAUAAAUUAGAAUUCUUAGCGCUAAAGUGGUCAGUCACCGAAAAGUUCAGUGAUUACCUAUAUGGUAACCAUUUCACCGUUGUUACUGAUAACAACCCACUGACUUAUAUACUGACCUCAGCAAAACUGGAUGCGACAAGCUAUAGAUGGCUGGCGGCACUGUCCACAUUCUCAUUCAAACUUCUUUACCGGCCUGGGAAGCAGAACGGUGAUGCGGACGGCUUGUCCCGUAGGCCGCAUGGAAAGUUGGAGAAUGACCUCAAAUCCCAGAAAGAGAGGGAACGCAUUCUCCAGUUCACCCGAGAUCACCUCUCUGAUCCAGAAAACAUUGACGCAGUUGAUCAAGCAGUCGUGCAAGCCAUCUGUGAAAGGCAGCUUAUCUACAGUGUCAAUGAUGAUGAAAGUAGCGCUGAUAAUGUUGCCCUAGUUGAAUGUCUUGCCAUCUCUGCUAAUGCUGUGCCCGACAGCUAUGAGCAAGAGGGUCAAUUCGGAGGAUUGCCACUCAUUCCCCAUCUAUCUGAAGCAGAGCUGAUAGAUAAACAACGGGCAGACCAAUGUAUAAGGCAUGUCAUUUCCCAAAUCGAGUAUGGGGACACACCACCCCCCACCUUGCGGAAUCAACUCCCUGACCUCCCACUCCUGCUCCGAGAGCUAAAUCGCCUUGAGCUCUUGAAUAAUGUCUUGUACAGACGUCGUCAAGAGGGUCCCAAAACAACCUACCAACUUGUGCUCCCAGCUGAGCUCCGUGACACAGUUCUGACCAGCCUGCAUGACCAUAUGGGUCACAUGGGAGUGGACCGUACAAUGGAUCUCGUAAGGUCCCGAUUCUACUGGCCGAGGAUGGCUGUGGAUGUGGAGAGGAAGGUGAGGACAUGUGGCAGAUGCGUGCGGAGGAAGGCACCACCUGAGAGAGCGGCGCCCUUGGUCAAUAUUAACACCACUAGGCCCCUUGAACUCCUUUGUAUGGACUUUCUCUCUCUUGAACCUGAUAAAAGUGGGACCAAAGACAUCCUUGUGAUCACGGAUCACUUUACCAAAUUUGCGGUUGCCAUUCCUACACCUAACCAGAAGGCACGCACAGUGGCAAAGUGUCUGUGGGAGAACUUUAUGGUGCACUACGGCAUGCCAGAAAAGCUACAUAGCGACCAGGGGCCAGAUUUCGAAUCUCGCAUGAUAAAAGAGCUCUGUCAAGUGGCUGGCAUACAAAAAGUAAGGACAACCCCAUACCACCCUAGGGGCAACCCUGUUGAGCGAUUUAAUCGCACCUUACUAGACAUGCUAGGCACCCUUCAGAACCAAGAGAAGUCUCGUUGGCGUGAUUUUGUAAAACCCCUAGUCCACGCUUAUAAUUGCACCAGGAAUGACGUGACAGGUUUCACACCAUACGAAUUAAUGUUCGGGCGCCAGCCUCGCCUGCCGGUUGAUCUGGCAUUUGGAUUACCAGUGUGUGGCAGCCAACACACAUCACAUUCCGAGUAUGUGCAAAACCUUAAGUCACGGCUCGAGGAAAGCUACAAAAUAGCCAUGGAUAACGCUGCAAAGACAGCACACAAGAACAAAACACGGUUUGACAGGCGCGUGACUGCUUCAGACUUGGAAGCUGGAGACCGAGUACUGAUCAGGAAUGUCCGCAUCCGGGGGAAGCAUAAGAUCUCAGACAAAUGGGAGUCGAUUGUCCAUGUAGUGGUGAGCAGAGCAGGCACCCUUCCUGUCUAUACGGUUAAACCCGAAAACAAGGAUGGUCCUUUAAGGACACUGCAUAGGGACUUACUCCUCCCAUGUGGAUACUUACCUACAGAGGAGAGCAUUGAACCUGUUCAGCAACCUGCAAAGCGCAGACCAGCAACUCGUGCAAAUCCUGCUGUAGAUGCCGAUUGUUCCUCGGAGGAGGAGGACGAUGAGCUCAUUCCAGUCUACUGUUUCAACCAACCCCCAAAAGCUCAGGUCCCUGCAGUGCAUGAGAGCCCAGUACUGCCUGAUCCACCUAUGUCUAACGAACAAGAUACACAGCAUACUGAACCUCCAGAUGUAUGUUCUGUCGAGAGCCCAGUGAAUGCUCAGAAUGCUGAUUACACUCCCGAAAUUGACAAACAACCUGAUAUGUCCGAAUGUACACCAGACAGUCCCCUGACACUUGACAAACCUACCAGCCGUCAGGGUGACACUGAGUACCUAUCUACUGAAAGAGUAAUUCUAACCGAACAAAUACAUGAAACAGACCAACCCGAAAGUGUAUGCCUUGGGGAAAAAGAAAACUUACCUGAUAAUGUUGAUGACAUCUGGAAUGAACAGCUUCCAGUGCUCUCUGACAUGUCAGAGAGUGAAGAGGAGAAAGGAGAGGACGGGUCGGAUGAAAUAGAGACAGAAACUAAAGAGGAGACGGAGAGACGAACAGGAACAGAUACCUCUGUCAGAAGAUCAGAGAGGAAUCGUCAACCGUCAAGGCGACUUGAUUAUGCUGAACUUGGAAACCCCUUUGUCACAGUGGUUAAAUCGUUCUUUCAUGGACUGACCACAGCACUAGCAGGUGCUUUGAGUGAAGCUGAAAACUCCCUACAUUCCCCUGUCCUGCCUUCUCAGAUAAAACAUAUUUGAUCACUGCCAUGUACAGGGACGUACAUGAGUUCAGGAGGGGAGAGUGUAGCCCAGGCUUUAAAAUGACACCCUAUAAUAUUAGAAUUAUCCCUUUUAAAACAAUUCAUUUUAUUUUGAAACAAACAAAUAAUUAAUUUAGGGUGAUUAUAUACAUUAAGAAAAUAAUAAUACGAAGAACUAUUAAAAAGUGUUGGUAUAGAAAUAACAUUUGGAGUAAAUAUCAUUCAAAUAACUCAUAUAAAUGACUACAUCUGUUGAAAGUUGUUUAAAAUCAUGAAACUAUGUGCAUAAAGGGAGAAACACAGCCAACAUUGUAUUUUCCAAGCAGCAGUGAAGGGCUCAGUAUGACAAGAUCCCCACAUAACAAAUCAAUGAACCCCACUAGUCCCAGGUGAUCGGCUGCAGUUCCGCUUCCUGUUAUAACUUCCUGUUUUAAAAAACAGCCUAUGCUGGCUACCUCGAGUGCUGAUGGGACAUAGAGAAAAUAAAAUCUUUUGCCAUCCGUUGGAUUGUAAAGCAGCGUGAGAGGCCGGAUGAUUUUCGCGGGUCUGCCGAGGUGAAAUGCUGUAAACCUCGUUCAUACUUUGACUCAGCGGUCAGGUUUUUGGUGAUACCAUAAAGAAAAAGGGGACGCAGCCAGUACUUCCUGCUGGACUCCUGCAAGGCUUCAGAUCCCUAGACCCAGAGAUUCCCAGUGUGAACUGGGUGGCGAGCCGAACCGAACCACUGGUAUUGAACCUGAGAUGCGUGCAGGGUUCCUUGGUUUCUCCUUUCUCACAGACCGUGCGGUAGGACUAAAAUAGACAGUGAUACACUGACAAUUGGUCGGAAAAAGGGCCCCAACGCAAUAAGGACUAACUUUGGGAACAAAGGGUAUCUUUUGUUUUAUUUUGCCGGCUUUAUUAUUUUAGUUUGUUAUUUUUCAUACAUUGUUCUUUCCAAAAAAAAAGCUGUUGUAUUACAUGUUGACCUUCAGCUUGAAAUAACAAGUGGCCACAAACAUACAAA